This is a messenger RNA of Cynara cardunculus var. scolymus (artichoke), 759 nucleotides long. RefSeq lists its product as uncharacterized. The transcript has 2 exons. The record is from RefSeq and is a predicted model, not a curated record. The coding region runs from base 1 to 759 and encodes 252 amino acids. Lineage: Eukaryota; Viridiplantae; Streptophyta; Magnoliopsida; Asterales; Asteraceae.
AUGCGGAGACCAUUAUUUCUUCGCAUAGUUGAAGGUGUGAAUAAUCACGAUCGAUACUUUGAAAGUGGUAUCGAUUGUACCGGUAGAUCAAAAUUAUCAUAUCUUCAGAAGUGUACUGCUGCGAUACGAAUGUUAGCAUAUGGUGUAGCUGCAGAUGCUGUUGAUGAAUAUUUACGAAUUGGCACAUUAAAUGAUAUCAAUGUGUUAGAUCGAUCUCCCAUCUUCCACGAGGUCUUAGAAGGGAAAGCACYAGAGGUAAAUUUCUCUGUUAAUGGUAACAACUAUAGUUUAGGAUACUACCUUGCAGAUGGAAUCUACCCUAACUGGGCUACGUUUGUGAAAUCCAUCCCGUUGCCCCAAAGUAAAAAACAUCAACUAUUUGAAAAAAAAAAACAAGAAUCAGCUAGGAAAGAUGUAGAAAGAGCGUUUGGCAUAUUACAAUCACGAUUUGCCAUAGUUAGAGGUCCAUCACGGAUGUGGUUCAAGGAAAUAAUCAGAGAAAUAUUACGAGCUUGYGUAAUAAUGCACAACAUGAUUGUCGAAGAUGAACGUGACUCAUACAUUCGUCAAUUUGAUUUCACAGAUGAUGCUAAUUUCAGUAUAUCUAUGCCUGRAGUUUYUCGAAAUCAUYUUCCURAGUAUGAAAAUUAUCUUCGAAGUCAUGCAAGAAUACGUAACAGGACUCACAACAAUCAAUUACAAGCGGAUUUGGUUGAAGAGAUUUGGAGCCGAUUUCAAGGAGAAGAAAACAAUGAUUAA